Trichophyton benhamiae CBS 112371 is the source of this 354-nucleotide messenger RNA. RefSeq lists its product as uncharacterized. The transcript has a single exon. The record is from RefSeq and is a predicted model, not a curated record. The coding region runs from base 1 to 354 and encodes 117 amino acids. NCBI's taxonomy places the organism in Eukaryota, Fungi, Ascomycota, Eurotiomycetes, Onygenales, Arthrodermataceae.
AUGGAGCUCUUCUUCGUCGUCUUUCGUCAUGGUGGUGGUGGUGGUCCUGGCCGGCCUGGUUGGCUCUCCUGGCUGGCUUCUGCUAUGAGUAUCACCAGAGAGGACUUGGACGGCAGAGGCGCACAGCAGGCGAUAGGCGGCCGUUGCAGACAGACUGUCCUGUCAAUCAGCCAGUCCGCAAUGGCAUUCCUGUUUCUCUCUCUCGUCUCUCCCUCUCUCUUGCGUCUCUCGUCGUCGUCGCUGUGCGUGCCCGUGGCGUCCCAAGUCCUCCCCGUCUUCCUCGGCUCAAAGGAGUCCGCCCUCCCCUGCCAAGCGCGCACAAAGCCGCAAGAGGCUGCGAUCAGCUUCGACUAA